Molecule: messenger RNA, 1701 nt
Organism: Phyllotreta striolata
Lineage: Eukaryota; Metazoa; Arthropoda; Insecta; Coleoptera; Chrysomelidae
Source: the annotation of a GenBank genome assembly
GCAUACAUACUCUCAAGAUAAAAAAAAAAUGCUAUUUAAACAAAACCCAUGAACGUAAAUAAAAAAUUCCUACAACAGUACAUCAACAAUAUGCAGGCGAGUUUGUUCCUUGCAUCGGUCAUUCUCUUUACCCUCACGAAAAGCGAAGAGCACAUCAACAACACUCCCUUUCCCAAAGAUUUCCUCUUCGGUACCGCAACGUCCGCUUACCAAGUCGAAGGUGCCUGGAAUGUUGAUGGAAAAGGUGUGAACAAUUGGGAUAAGUUCAUACACACGAAUAGAAGUAGAAUCAAAGGAAAUGACACUGCAGAUGUGACUUGCGAUUCUUAUCACAAAUACAAAGAGGAUGUCGCCUUGUUGAAGUACCUGGGCGUCCAGUUUUACAGGUUCUCCAUAUCUUGGACCAGGAUUUUGCCCAAUGGUACCCAAGGUAAAAUCAACCACCAAGGAGUCCAGUACUACAAGAACCUCCUGAAGGAAUUGAAGAGGAACAACAUCACGCCGAUGGUGACGAUCUUCCACUGGGACACCCCCCAAGCUCUGGAGGAACAGGGCGGCUGGACCAACGAGCGUAUCGUCCACUGGUACUCCCGGUACGCCCGGCUGUGCUUCCAGCUCUUCGGCGACGACGUGAAGUACUGGAUGACGGUGAACGAGCCGAAACAAACCUGCAACAUGGGUUACGGUAACGGCAUUUUCGCGCCGGGCGUUAAGUCGCCCGGCGAGGGCGAGUACCUGUGCGUGUACCACGUAGUACUGGCGCACGCCACCGCCUGGAGGAUCUACGAUAAAGAGUUCAGGGCCCAGCAAAAAGGUAAAGUGGGAAUAGUGGUGGACUGCAGCUGGUACGAACCAGCGGAUUUGUGGAACAUCCAGGACCAACUAGCCUCACAACUGAAAUUACACUUUACGUACGGUUUAUACGUGAAUCCCAUCGUGUACGGGGAUUUUCCAUGGGCUGUAAAGAGCAUCGUGAAAAAACGCAGCCUUGCUCAAGGCUACAACAGGUCAAGGCUGCCCGAGUUCAGCCAGCAGCAAAAGGAAUUGGUCAAAGGUACCUACGACUUCCUGGGACUGAACUACUACACUGCCCGGUACAUCAAACCCGAUCCUGAUACGCCGGUGGACGGGAAAGGGUACGACUUCGACUCGGAAACCACGACCUUCGUCGAUCCGCAUUGGGAGAAAGGGGCGUCGUUUUGGUUAUAUGUGGUACCGUGGGGCAUAAAGAAGCUGGUGACCUGGUUGAGCCAAACCUACGGCAACCCGCCGGUUAUUAUAACCGAGAACGGUUACUCGGAGCACGGAACCAUGGACGAUCAGAAGAGAAUCAGUUACAUAAAGAGCCACCUGAGCAAUCUAAAGGAAGCCAUGAAUAAUGGCGUCAACAUAAAAGGUUACACCUAUUGGAGUUUGAUGGAUAAUUUCGAAUGGGUCGAAGGAUACGCAGUGAAAUUCGGUUUGUACCACGUGGAUUUCGAAGGAGCCAAAAGAAAUAGAACGGCAAAAUCAUCGGUGGAAUAUUACAAAAAAGUUAUAUCAACUAGAUGUUUAGUAGACAAAUGCAAAUGAUACUCAAAUAUUCGAUAUUUAUGUAUGUAAUUGUAAGAUAUCUUGUAAUUAGUUGGAGCUUAACGUAAUAUAUGUAUGACGUCAUACACCGUUAGUACUGAAUGUUUUAUAUGAUGUGUUUUACACAUA